CGCCCCUCCCUCCCCGUCACCCGUAACAACCACUCGAGCCCUCGCCGCGCCCCUCGGCGCUCCCGCCCCGUCCCCCGUCCCCGGAACCGGCGGUCGAGCGGCGGCAGCCGAGCCUGUGGCACGGCUCUCUCCCCGCGGAGCCGCCGGCAUGAACGCAUCCCGCCUCCCCGCGUCCCCGACCCGGUCCUUUUGACAAGAGGAGUAAGAAGAUUGCUAUUAAAUUACAACCAUGGUGCAAAAAUACCAGUCCCCAGUGAGGGUGUAUAAACACCCCUUUGAGUUAAUUAUGGCUGCCUAUGAAAGGAGGUUCCCUACAUGUCCUUUGAUUCCAAUGUUCGUGGACAGUGACACCGUCAGCGAAUUCAAGAGUGAAGAUGGGGCUGUUCAUGUCAUCGAGAGGCGCUGCAAACUGGAUAUAGAUGCUCCCAGGCUGUUGAAGAAGAUCGCAGGAGUCGAUUAUGUUUAUUUUGUCCAGAAAAACUCCCUGAAUUAUCGAGAACGUACUCUGCACAUCGAGGCCCACAAUGAGACGUUCUCUAAUCGGGUCAUCAUCCAUGAGCACUGCUGCUACACGGUUCACCCUGAGAACGAAGACUGGACCUGUUUUGAACAAUCUGCAAGUUUAGAUAUCAAAUCCUUCUUUGGGUUUGAAAGUACAGUGGAAAAAAUUGCCAUGAAACAAUAUACCAGCAACAUUAAAAAAGGGAAAGAAAUCAUCGAGUACUACCUGCGGCAGCUGGAGGAGGAAGGCAUCACCUUCGUGCCCCGCUGGACCCCACCCUCUCUGGGGCCCUCAUCAGAACCAUUGUCAGCAAGCAAGAGUCAAACCACAUCUGCAGCUGUCCUGGUCCCAGAUGCUGCUGCCCUCAAGGAGGGGCUGAGCGGGGAGGGCCUCAGUAGCCCAGGCACAGCAUCUGAGGCUGUGGUGGGAACCCCUGACGACAAACUCGAUGCCGACUACAUCAAGAGAUACUUGGGCGACCUGACCCCGCUCCAGGAGAGCUGUCUCAUCAGACUGCGCCAGUGGCUGCAGGAGACGCACAAGGGCAAAAUUCCGAAGGAUGAGCAUAUUCUCCGGUUUCUGCGUGCCCGGGAUUUUAAUAUUGACAAAGCCAGAGAGAUCAUGUGCCAGUCUUUAACUUGGCGGAAACAGCACCAGGUGGAUUACAUCUUGGAUACCUGGACUCCACCCCAGGUCCUUCAGGAUUACUACGCUGGAGGCUGGCAUCACCAUGACAAAGAUGGGCGGCCGCUGUAUGUGCUCAGGCUGGGGCAGAUGGACACCAAGGGCUUGGUGCGAGCCCUCGGAGAGGAAGCCCUGCUACGAUAUGUUCUUUCCAUAAACGAGGAAGGCCUGAGACGAUGUGAAGAAAAUACCAAAGUCUUCGGCCGGCCCAUCAGCUCGUGGACCUGCCUGGUGGACCUUGAAGGGCUGAACAUGCGGCAUCUGUGGAGACCUGGGGUCAAAGCCUUGCUGCGCAUCAUCGAGGUGGUGGAGGCCAACUACCCGGAGACGCUGGGCCGCCUCCUCAUCCUCCGUGCCCCCAGGGUCUUCCCUGUCCUCUGGACAUUGGUUAGUCCAUUUAUUGAUGACAACACCAGAAGAAAAUUCCUCAUUUAUGCAGGAAAUGACUACCAGGGCCCUGGAGGCCUGCUGGAUUACAUCGAUAAAGAGAUAAUUCCAGAUUUCCUGAGUGGGGAGUGCAUGUGUGAUGUGCCAGAGGGUGGACUAGUCCCCAAAUCUCUGUACAGGACUGCAGAGGAGCUGGAAAAUGAGGACCUGAAGCUCUGGACGGAGACCAUCUACCAGUCUGCCAGCGUGUUCAAAGGAGCCCCGCAUGAGAUUCUCAUUCAGAUUGUGGACGCUGCCUCAGUGAUCACCUGGGAUUUUGACGUGUGCAAAGGGGACAUCGUCUUUAAUAUUUAUCACUCCAAGCGGUCUCCCCAGCCACCCAAGAAGGACUCGCUGGGGGCCCACAGCAUCACCUCCCCAGGUGGGAACAAUGUGCAGCUCAUAGACAAAGUCUGGCAGCUAGGCCGGGACUACAGCAUGGUGGAGUCACCUCUGAUCUGCAAAGAAGGAGAGAGUGUGCAGGGCUCCCACGUGACCAGGUGGCCCGGCUUCUACAUCCUGCAGUGGAAGUUCCACAGCAUGCCGGCGUGCGCCGCCACCAACCUACCCCGAGUGGACGACGUGCUGGCUUCCCUGCAGGUCUCCUCUCACAAGUGCAAAGUGAUGUACUACACAGAAGUGAUUGGGUCCGAGGAUUUCAGAGGCUCCAUGACCAGCCUGGAGUCCAGCCACAGUGGGUUCUCACAGCUGAGUGCCGCCACCACCUCUUCCAGCCAAUCACACUCGAGCUCCAUGAUUUCCAGAUGGCGAUUUUGCUGACAGCCUCCAAGAAAAUGCUUCACUCAACAGUCCACAUGUGCCCAGAUGUUUGUAGAGCUAUUUGAGUCGCAGCCUUGUCUCAGGCUGAAGAUCUGUCCCCUUAAGUCCAUUCAGAAGUGGCACUGUUCAGCCCCUCAGAGCUGAGUGCAUCUUUAAGAGCUCACAGCACAUGACUGCACACUUCCAGGCCUUCAGCUUGCCCUAGUCACAGGGCGCUGGCUGCCUUGUGAGGGUGACUAGGGGUGAUGUGAAUGUGUGGGUUGCAGAGUCUCUUCUCACAGUGCCCAGCACGUGUCCUAAAAUGCUGCUGUCUCGCCCUCCCACCCCCAGGACCUACUCUCCGGGUUCUCCUUCUGUUACUAGUGUCUUAAUUCACUCUCCUCCUGAAUCCAUUAUUUGCAUAUCAAGUUCUGUAAAUGUUUUGUAAACAUAUUACCUCACUCUUGGUAAUACAAUACUGAUAGUCUUUAAAAGAUUUUUUAUUGUUACAAUAAUAAAUGUGAACUGUUUAAGAA
Messenger RNA from Peromyscus eremicus (cactus mouse), 2907 nucleotides. It is a transcript of the gene Sec14l1, whose product is annotated as SEC14 like lipid binding 1. Gene Ontology annotation, cellular component: cytosol; cytoplasm. Gene Ontology annotation, biological process: negative regulation of RIG-I signaling pathway. Gene Ontology annotation, molecular function: RIG-I binding. The record is from RefSeq and is a predicted model, not a curated record. The transcript is spliced from 17 exons. NCBI's taxonomy places the organism in Eukaryota, Metazoa, Chordata, Mammalia, Rodentia, Cricetidae. The coding region runs from base 230 to 2392 and encodes 720 amino acids.